AUGCCACCGACAACGCACCACCAAGCUCCAACCUCCCACAUCAACUCCAGCCAGAGUUCAAGCCCUCGAACCCGGCCCCGAAUCUUGACGACGGCAUUGCUGCUCCUAUCCGUUGUGCUAAUCGUCGGCGUGGCCACUCUCAAUCCUCCGUCGCCGAGUGCUGUCAUCGUUCGCGAACGCGAACAGGAGCCUGAAGACGCCCUUGACUUCGAGAAGCGAGAGGUGGAGAACUGCAUGCCGUAUGAUAUCCGCUCGACCGUCGUCGGCAACCGCGCCGUGAUUGAGUGGUCCACGAGACGCACUUACAUCCCCAACGUGAAGCUUCAGAAGGCCGACGACCACAGUCCCGCUCUCGCCAACCCGUGGCGCUCGUGUCACGAUGUCGCCUCCGACGUCGAAGUUCGGUACCGUCGACUCGGGGAGAACUACACCAUGCUCAUUACUGGAGAAGCGGAGGAGCCCUUCGCUAGGAAAGGAGCGACUACGUACACUACGGACGAAGCCACAUUCACUACACACUCAGCGAUCGUCGAGCUUCCGGAUGAUGAGAACGCGGCGUACGAGUUCAUUGUCGGCUCGAUCUUCCACGGCUGGUCGGCAAUGCACCGACUUGGUGCCAACGUCCCGUUCCGAGGCGAGGAGGCGGAAUGCUGCCGUCCGAAACACGUGCACACGGCGUACGGACUCAAACCCGGCAGUUUGUCUGUGCAGUGGAUGACCAAGGAGUUCUGCGGGGAAGGAGCUGCCCAGUUGCAGCUCGUGGAAGGGUACCAUGCCCAUAUCGAGGUGGAAGGACUCAAGGCGACGCCUGUGACGGCUUGGGCCAACACGACCCUGUUCGAAGAUGACGGUGAAGAGCAGUCCAAGCGCUGGCUGCACGUUGUGCGACUUGAGGGGCUGAAGCCGGAUACGCAUUACACCUACGUCGUGGGCAACGCACACUACUCCUCGUGGUCCAUUCCGUACGUUACCAAGACUGCUCCGGGUCCGUUGCAGCCUGGAGAGAAGCCCAAGCCUACACGCUUCUUGGUCACGGGGGACAUCGGCUACCAGAACGCCGCCACCUUGCCGAUGAUGCAGUCUGAAGUCGCAGAAGGGUUAGUUGAUGGUGUUGUAUCUGUCGGAGACUAUGCCUACGACCUGCACAUGGUGGACGGCCAUGUCGGAGAUAUCUUCAUGCAGGAGAUUGAGCCGAUCGCUGCCAGUGUCCCCUUCAUGGUGUGUCCUGGUAACCACGAGACGCACAACAUGUUCAGCCACUACUCUCAACGGUUCCGACUCAUGCCAAGCAACGAGAACGAAGGCGUGCAGACUGUGCACGUCGGUGGUCGCUCGAAGGAUGCGGAGCCCAAGGAGGUGUCUAACAAUUGGUUCUACUCUUUCGACGUGGGUCUGGUCCACUUCGCAGUUAUCUCGACGGAGAUUUACUUCAAGAAGGCGUUUGAAGCGGACGGAGACAUCAUCGCUCGCCAAGAAGCCUGGCUGGAGCAAGACCUCGCGAAGGCCAAUGCAAACCGAGAGCAGACGCCGUGGCUAGUGGUAAUUGGACACCGCCCCAUGUACUGCACCUCUGACAACACCAACUGCGGUGACAAGGCUGCAAUGCUACGGGACAGACUUGAGGACAAGCUCUUCAGGCACGGUGUUGAUCUGUAUCUAUGCGGCCACCAACACAACUACGAGCGAGCCUUUGAUGUGUUCAAGUCCAAGACGUGGAAGCGCACGCACAACAUGCGCGCCACCACGCACAUUUUAACUGGAGCCUCGGGGCAGUACCUGGCGUCGAUCAUGCGCAAGUCUUUCGAGAGACCGACGGAGGAAUGGGACGCCUUCCGCAAUUCCGUCUUUGGCUACUCGAGGAUGCAAGUUAUGAACGCUACACAUCUGCAUUGGCAGCAAGUUAUGGCAGACCCCGAGAACCCGGCAGCGCGCGGGCACUACGGCGAGGUCAUUGACGACGUGUGGCUCGUUCAAGAACGGCAUGGCAGCUUCGAUCCCCUGACUUGA
This is a messenger RNA of Phytophthora sojae, 2007 nucleotides long. RefSeq lists its product as hypothetical. The coding region runs from base 1 to 2007 and encodes 668 amino acids. Gene Ontology annotation, molecular function: acid phosphatase activity; metal ion binding. The transcript has 2 exons. NCBI's taxonomy places the organism in Eukaryota, Oomycota, Peronosporomycetes, Peronosporales, Peronosporaceae. The record is from RefSeq and is a predicted model, not a curated record.